AUGGAUCAUCCAAGGUCGGUUGGGGGUGGUGAGGACAAUUUGGGAAUUCCUGAUGAUCUGAGGUGUAAGAGGUCGGACGGGAAGCAGUGGAGAUGCACGGCCAUGUCCAUGCCAGACAAGACGGUAUGUGAAAAGCAUUAUAUCCAGGCCAAGAAGAGGGCGGCAAAUUCAGCCAUGCGGGCGAGCAUGAAGAAGGCCAAGAGGAAACCUUUAGGCGAAAGUGAUAUCUAUCUGGAAAGCAAGAGCGAUGAUAUGGAUGUGCCGCUCAUUUCGCAGUUUGGCGAUUAUUCUGGAUCCACUUUGAAGAAGAAGAAGGCGAAGUUGUCGAAAUCCCAGGCUGAUUAUUCGCCUGAAACCCCGGCUGCAAGGACUUUCUCCGGCCGAAGUUCUCUAAGGUCAACUGAUGACCUCGAUAGAGAUGGGUCUGAAUAUGAGGACAGCAGGAGAUCUCAUAGAACGCCCUCGUCAGCGGCGGAUUCAGACAGAAGCAGAUCUCAGAAGAUGUUAGAGAUUAGUCCUACGACGGAGACUUCUGAUGGAAGCUCAGACUCUUCUGAUGAUAAUAUGGGUCAGCCUUGUCAUCAAUGUCGGGGAAACGUGAAAGAUGGUGUGAUUUGGUGCCUCAAAUGUGAAAGAAGAGGGUAUUGUGAGAACUGCAUCUCGACAUGGUAUUCUGACAUCCCUGUAGACGAAAUCCAGAGGGUUUGCCCUGCAUGCCGUGGUACUUGUAGUUGCAGGGUUUGUAUGCGGGGUGAUAAUCUGAUUAAGGCGAGGAUUCGAGAAAUACCUGCCAAAGACAAGUUGCAGUACCUGUACUCUCUUUUAUCUGCUGUGCUCCCUAUUGUGAAACAAAUCCAUUCUGAGCAGUGCUAUGAGGUGGAGCUGGAGAAGAGGCUCCGAGGAAAUGAUAUAGACCUCGCCAGGACGAAGUUAAAUGCUGAUGAGCAGAUGUGCUGUAAUUUCUGCAGGAUACCCAUCAUUGAUUAUCACCGGCAUUGCACAAAUUGUUCGUAUGAUCUGUGCCUUAAUUGCUGCAAAGAUGUUAGGGAAGCAUCAAAGCCUUCUGCAAAGGAAGAGAUCAAUCAUAUCGCUGUUGGAACUGACGUAAAAAACAAGGGCAUUGCAACCGAGCGCGUGAAGCUAUUAGAUGUUCAGCUGAAUUAUUUUAAAAGUUUUGUUGACUGGAAAGCUUACAGUGAUGGAAGUAUUCUAUGUCCGCCCAAUGCCUAUGGAGGCUGUGGGUCCUCUUUUUUAACUCUUAGGCGUAUCUUCAAGAUGAAUUGGGUUGCUAAACUCGUGAAAAAUGUUGAAGAAAUGGUCAAUGGCUGUAAGGUAGAUAGUUCUGUUUAUCCUGAACAAAGUAGAGGAAGUAUAAAGCUUUUGAAGGCUGCAUUCAGAGAGAAUGAUUGCGACAACUUCCUGUACUGCCCACUCUCAGAAGACCUGAGAAAUGAAGGGAUUAAAAACUUUAGAACACAUUGGAGCAGAGGGAAGCCUGUUAUUGUUAAGGAGGUCUUUGAUGCUUCAGCAAUGACCAUCUGGGAUCCUAUGUUGAUAUGGAGAGGAAUCAAAGAGACAGCAGAUGAGAAAAUGAAAGGUGCGCGCAGAAUCGUGAAGGCUGUUGACUGUAUUGAUUUGACUGAGAUCCACAUUGACCUCGAAGAGUUCAUGAGAGGAUACUUUGAUGGUAGAGUUAAUGAAAAUGGCAGGCCACAAUUGUUAAAGCUAAAAGAUUGGCCUUCACCUAGUGCCUCUGAAGAGUUUUUGUUGUAUCAGAGACCCGACUUCAUCAGUAAAAUUCCCCUGCUCGAGUUCAUCCACUCCAAAUGGGGACUUCUAAAUGUUGCUGCGAAAUUGCCUCAUUAUUCCUUGCAAAAUGAUGUGGGUCCCAAGAUAUUUAUUUCGUAUGGCAGAGAAGAAGAAUUUGAAGAGGGUGAUUCCACGGAUAAUCUUCAUUUAAACGUACGCGACAUGGUGUUCCUUUUGGUACAUACGUGUGAAGUGAAAUCAAAAGUCCCGCCGAAGACAAGAACACAGAUACAAAAUACCCCUGAAAAUCACUUAAUCAGUGGUGGAUUGCCUAACUGGUCACUUGAUGGACUGGAUAGUUCUGAUGCCAAAAUACAUUCAAAAGACUUUGAGAAAAAGGAUGAUCCCCAUAUCGAGGGUAACAGUUUUGUUGAAGUGAAAACUGUAGAUAAUCCCGAAAGUGGAUCUAAUGAGAAAAUAUUAGAAAAUUCUGAAGCAGGAGCUUUUUGGGACGUUUUUCGUCGAGAAGAUAUACCCAAACUAAUGGAUUACAUGAGCAUGCACCGCAAGGAAUUUAGGAUGGCUGAUCAUGUCAUUGAUGAUUGUGUACCUCGGCCUGUAUAUGACGGGGUAGUGUACUUGAAUACGCAUCAUAAAAGAAAAUUAAAAGAGGAAUUUGGGGUGGAGCCUUGGUCAUUUGAACAGCAUAUUGGGGAAGCUGUGUUUGUGCCAGCUGGGUGUCCUUUCCAAGUUAGACAUCUCCAGUCCUCGGUACGUUUGGGGCUUGAUUUUCUCUCUCCCGAAAGUCUCGGUCAAGCUCUGAGGCUAUCACAAGAAAUUCGAGGACUUCCAAAUAACCAUGAGGCCAAGCUUCAAGUGCUGGAGGUCGGAAAAAUCUCGUUAUAUGCGGCAAGCGCAUCGAUUAAAGAAGUUCAAAAGUUGGUUCUUGAUCCCAAGCUCGGGCCGGAGCUCGGAUUUGAGGAUCCUAAUUUAACGUCAUUAGUGGCUCGGAAUCUGGAGAACAUGAUUAAGCACAGACAAAUCACCUGUCCCUAA
This is a messenger RNA of Striga hermonthica, 2805 nucleotides long. The record is from the annotation of a GenBank genome assembly. NCBI's taxonomy places the organism in Eukaryota, Viridiplantae, Streptophyta, Magnoliopsida, Lamiales, Orobanchaceae.